Populus trichocarpa (black cottonwood) is the source of this 2681-nucleotide messenger RNA. RefSeq lists its product as uncharacterized. NCBI's taxonomy places the organism in Eukaryota, Viridiplantae, Streptophyta, Magnoliopsida, Malpighiales, Salicaceae. The transcript has 4 exons. The record is from RefSeq and is a predicted model, not a curated record. The coding region runs from base 132 to 2507 and encodes 791 amino acids.
AAUGCGAGAACUUGGAAGAUCCAAGCCACAGGUUGUUGGUUACUACUUUCACUUGCUCUUACACUCCCAGUAGCUGUCUUUACUGUCUUCUCCAUUUCCUAUCUUCCUCUGCUGCAAUCUUCCAAAACAAAAUGAGCUGGUGGUGGGCUGGUGAUCUUAGCGCUGCCUGGAAGAAACCGGCAGUUCAAGGGGGCCAAGGAAGCGUGGCCUUGAUAGUAGGAGUAACGGGAAUUGUCGGCAACAGCUUGGCAGAAAUCCUCCCACGCUCCGACACACCAGGCGGUCCAUGGAAAGUUUAUGGAGUGGCCCGUCGUCCUCGUCCAAACUGGCAUGAGAACUGCCCAGUUGAGUACAUCCAGUGUGACAUCUCAGACUCGGCGCUAGCAAAAUCAAAGCUUUCUCAUCUCACUGAUGUUACUCACAUUUUUUAUGUCACCUGGGCCAGCCGAUCCAACGAAGCAGAGAACUGCAAGAUCAACGGCCUCAUGUUCCGAAACCUUCUUCAGGCUGUUGUCCCCAUCGCCACUAAUCUCCGCCACGUCUGCCUCCAAACCGGAACCAAGAACUACAUUGGCCCUUUCGAGUCAUUUUAUAAUUUUGAAUCUCAUGAUCCUCCUUACUCGGAGGAUCUGCCGAGAUUAAAGGUAGACAAUUUUUACUACACUUUGGAAGAUGUUAUGUUCGAGGAAGUGGCAAAGAAAGAGGGAGUGACUUGGUCUGUUCACCGUCCUGAUAUCAUAUUUGGCUUCUCGCCCUAUAGCUUGAUGAAUAUAAUUGUAACUCUUUCUGUUUAUGCUGCUAUAUGCAAGCACGAGGGAGCUCCGUUGAUGUUUCCAGGUACUAAAGAGGCGUGGAACUGUUACGCGAUCGCAUCAGAUGCCGAUCUGGUGGCAGAGCAGGAGAUCUGGGCAUGUGUGGAGCCUAAUGCUCAAAACCAAGCGUUCAAUAUCCACAACGCAGAUUACUUCAAGUGGAAGCAUUUAUGGAAAGUUCUGGCCGAGCAGUUCGGGAUAGAAAAGUACGGGUUCGAAGAGGGGGGGGAAAGAGAGACCUUGGCUGAGAGGAUGAAAGAUAAAGGGCCAGUGUGGGAGGAGAUCGUGAAGAAGAACCAGUUGUCUCCUACGAAGUUAGAGGAGGUUGGGGGCUGGUGGUUUGUGGACACCAUGCUUAGUGGUGAUGCCUUUAUAUCUUGCAUGAAUAAGAGCAAGGAACAUGGAUUCUUGGGGUUUAGGAAUUCCACCAAAUCAUUUGUGCACUGGAUUGGUAAGAUGAGAUCCCAGAAGAUAAUCCCUAAUAAUUUUUCGUCUCUUUAUCGAUUAUCCGAUAACAAAAUGAGCUGCUGGUGGGCUGGUGCCCUUGGCAAUAACCGGAAAAAAUUUUAUGACGAUGACGAGGCAUCACGGGACUACAAGAGUGUGGCGCUGGUGGUGGGUGUAACAGGAAUAGUUGGCAACAGUUUGGCUGAGAUUCUCCCACUUGCGGACACCCCUGGCGGUCCAUGGAAAGUCUAUGGUGUUGCUCGAGGUAAGCGGCCUAACUGGAAUGAAGACAACCCAGUGGAGUACAUCCAGUGUGACAUUUCUGACAGGAACCAAACACAGUCAAAGCUCUCACUGCUGACGGAUGUUACUCACAUCUUUUAUGUUACCUGGGCCAAUCGAGAGACGGAGUCUGAGAACUGCAAGAUAAACGGCCUAAUGUUCCGCAAUGUUCUCGAGGCUGUUAUCCUUAAUGCUCACAAUCUCCGCCACAUCUGCCUCCAAACCGGCACCAAACACUACGUUGGGCCCUUCCAGUUCUUCGGCAAGAUUGAAGCCCAUGAUCCGCCCUUCACUGAGGAUCUGCCUAGAUUGGAAUUCCCCAACUUUUACUACACUCUGGAGGAUAUUCUGUUCCAGGAAGUGGCAAAGAAAGAAGGAUUGACUUGGUCUGUUCACCGACCUGACAACAUCUUCGGGUUCUCGCCUCAUAGUUUGAUGAGUAUUGUUCGCACUCUUUGUGUUUACGCUGCUAUAUGCAAGCAUGAGGGAACUUUAAUGCGGUUUCCUGGGGUGAAAGAGGUUUGGAAUUGUUACGCAAUCGCCUCAGAUGCUGAUCUCAUCGCGGAGCAUGAAAUUUGGGCGUGUGUGGAUCCUAGUGCCAAAAACGAAGCAUUUAAUAUCCACAAUGGAGAUGUGUUUAAAUGGAAGCAUUUGUGGAAGGUUUUGGGAGAACAGUUUGGACUAGAGGAGUAUGGGUUUGUGGAGACAGAGGAGAGGAUAAGCUUGGCAGAGACGAUGAAAGAAAAAGGAGCAGUUUGGGAGGAGAUAGUAAGGGAGAAUCAGCUUCUGCCCACCAAACUGGAGGAAGUGGGGGCGUGGUGGUUUGUCGAUUUGAUAUUUGGCGGGGAAGUUUCUAUACCUAGCAUGAAUAAGAGCAAAGAGCAUGGGUUCCUGGGGUUUAGGAAUUCCAAGAAGUCGUUCAUUUCUUGGAUAGAGAAGAUGAAGGCUAGCAAGGUUGUGCCUUGAGAAACUUGGGCAUGCUGGCUUUUGUUGGUAAUGUGAUUUUUGUACAAAAAUAAGAACCAUGUAGAUUGUACCAUGGGGACAAUGGGGAGAAACAACGUUGUAUCAUGUGUUGAGAACAGUCAGUCUGUUUUGAACUACUAAUAAAAGAAUGUAGCAUAGUCUGUUCUUGCACCA